GCCGGGCUGUGAAUCCCAUCAUUGUUCAUUUCUGACCAUCUCCUUUCCACAUCCAGCAGGGAAAAAUUUGUCAGCCCUCUCCCUUUGCCUGCACUGUGCAACUUUCUGUCCGUACAUUUGGAGCAGAUGCCUUCCAGUGCUGUGAUGUGGGGCCGAGCAGCACUCCGCGCUGUAAUCCAUCCGCGGUGCUGUACGUGAGGAGCACCACGCACGGUUCAGCUGGAGAUGCUCCUCCCGAGCACAUCUCCUCACUGAGGCACGUGGGGAGGGUCUGAUCCUGUGUGCUGGGCAGAUGGAAGCCCAGGGACUUCCAACAGACUUGCUCUGGCUGCUGGGGAUGAUGAAGUUUGCCUGGGAUAACUACAAGCAGUACGCAAUGGGGAAGAACGAGCUGCGCCCGCUGACCAAGAACGGCCACAUCGGGAACAUGUUCGGAGGCCUUCGAGGAGCAACUGUGAUCGAUGCCUUAGACACCCUCUACAUCAUGGAGCUCGAGGAGGAAUUCCAAGAAGCCAAGCAGUGGGUGGAGAAGAGCUUUGACUUGAACGUGAAUGGAGAAGCUUCCCUGUUCGAGGUGAACAUCCGCUACAUCGGAGGGCUCCUGGCCACCUACUACCUGACUGGAGAGGAGGUGUUCAAGAGCAAAGCCCUGGAACUUGGAGAGAAACUUCUGCCAGCCUUCAACACCCCCACUGGAAUCCCACGUGGAGUCAUCAACCUGGGCAGUGGCAUGAGCUGGAGCUGGGGCUGGGCAUCUGCUGGAAGCAGCAUCCUGGCAGAAUUUGGGACCCUGCACCUGGAGUUCCUGCACCUCUCCCAGCUCUCUGGCAACCCAGUGUUUGCAGAAAAGGUGAUGAACAUCCGCAGGGUGCUCAGCAGAGUGGAGAAGCCACAGGGCCUGUACCCCAACUUCCUGAGCCCGGUGACGGGGAGCUGGGUGCAGCACCACGUCUCCAUCGGGGGCCUCGGGGACAGCUUUUAUGAAUAUCUCAUCAAAUCCUGGCUGAUGUCAGACAAGAAGGACUCUGAAGCUAAAAAGAUGUACGACGAUGCCUUGGAGGCAAUAGAAAAGCAUUUGGUGAAGAAAUCUGCAGGAGGCUUGACCUACAUCGCGGAGUGGAGGGGUGGCAUCCUGGAUCACAAGAUGGGCCACUUGGCCUGCUUCUCUGGGGGCAUGAUUGCCCUGGGGGCCGAGCACAGCACGGGGGAGAGGAGGCAGAGGCACAUGGAGCUGGCAGCAGAGAUCACCAGCACCUGCCACGAGUCCUACACACGCUCAGGCAUCCCUGCAGCUCCUGUGAGGCUGCAGGCAGCCAGGGCAGCUCUCCAGGACCUUGUCAGGCACAGACACCAAGCUGGGUCCCGAGGCGUUCCGCUUCGACGCGGGGAGCGAGGCCACGGCCACGCGGCUCAGCGAGCGCUACUACAUCCUGAGGCCCGAGGUGGUGGAGAGCUACAUGUACCUCUGGAGGCUCACCCACCACCCCAAGUACAGGCACUGGGGCUGGGAGGUGGUCCAGGCCCUGGAGAAGCACUGCAGGGUGGAAGCUGGCUUCUCUGGCAUCCGAGACGUGUACACCACCACGCCCACCCACGACAACAUGCAGCAGAGCUUCUUCCUCGCAGAGACUCUGAAGUACCUCUAUCUUCUGUUCUGUGAAGAUGACGUGCUGUCCCUGGAGGAUUGGGUGUUCAACACCGAGGCUCACCCCCUGCCCAUCAACCACACGGACUUGAAAGCAGCAGGGCAGCCCUGAGGCCCUGCCCAGCUCCUGCUCCCCCAGCCUGGGCAGACUCUGCUUUUCCUUUCCAUUGAAGGAAUUCCUGUUGUUCCUGAAAUGGUGUUUUGGGGCACUAGUCCAAUUCCGGACAGUAUUUUCUUGGGAAGAUGAACCAUGACUAAGCACCUUCUUUUCCUCUGUGAGGAGCUCUAUUAGGCUGAUGAUGAGAUGUUUAUUCUGGGCCAUACUGUACACAGUUCAUAGACAUUCCUUUAUACAGAGAAUUUAUAUGAAAUCCACUGAUUUUGCUUUCUAGUGGCCAAAGGACUGGAAGUUUGCCAUAAAAUAGAAUUUACACACACACGAACACACACACAUCCUCCUUUCCUUUCUCUGGUUCAUUUCUGCCUUUUAUCUGCUCUUGGAUUUAUCACCUUUCCAGUGAACAGUUCUCAGUAUUCUGAGCUUUCUGCUGCUGGGCUCUGGGGCUCUUCAGGAGAACGAGGAAGGGGAGCUGUCCUUGCUGUGGGAGAGCAGGAAUUCCUGGGGAUGGCUGAGGAGCCAGCUGAGAGCUCAGGAGCGAAGGGAGGACACAAAAGGUGAUGUUCUAGUGGGAAAAGAAGAGGAUCAAACCCUCCACAGACAGGAGCAGCCUCAGGUUGGAAUUUGCAGAUUUCAGGGACUUGAACCACCCUGAUCCCUGCUGGAGGGUAACUCAGGAGCAAUCCAGGAGGCUCCUGGAGCGGGUUGGUGAUGAAUUCCCUCUCCAAGGGACACAGGAGCCAGCAGAGGGGCUCUGCUGAGCCCAGGAUGAGAUCCAAGAUGAGAUCCAAGGCUGCCCAGGUUGAUGGUGAGUUGAGGAUCCUGAGGGCAGCAGGGAGGGGGAAGCUCCAGCCUGGGCUGCAGCAGAGCAGACCUGGAGGUCUCCAGAGGGACAGGGACACAGCCCUGGGGCCCAGGUGGCCCUGCCUGAGCAGGGACUGGGACAGGGCCACCCCGAGGUCCCCUCCAGCCUCCGCCAUUCUGUGACUCAACUGUAACUAAACCAAAACUUGGCUGCAAAAUCCUUGCUCCUGAUGUAUUUUUAUAUACUUUUUUUCUGUGCUCUUAAAACACAUUUACCACCCAUCACAUCUCAUUUAACUUUCCUUUAUCUUUUCUUUUUUUUUUGGUGUUUUUCUACUUUUAUUUGGAACUAAAUGUUAUGAGUCACUUGUAAUAAUUUUAUUGCUGUAAUAGUCAGAUCUGUGAAACAGAAUAAAAGUCUUGUAAAAUAAAAA
This is a messenger RNA of Pyrgilauda ruficollis (rufous-necked snowfinch), 3001 nucleotides long. It is a transcript of the gene MAN1C1, whose product is annotated as mannosidase alpha class 1C member 1. Bases 293 to 1660 code for a protein of 455 amino acids. Gene Ontology annotation, biological process: carbohydrate metabolic process; N-glycan processing. Lineage: Eukaryota; Metazoa; Chordata; Aves; Passeriformes; Passeridae. The record is from RefSeq and is a predicted model, not a curated record. Gene Ontology annotation, cellular component: endoplasmic reticulum; Golgi membrane; extracellular exosome. The transcript has 13 exons. Gene Ontology annotation, molecular function: calcium ion binding; mannosyl-oligosaccharide 1,2-alpha-mannosidase activity.